Brassica rapa (field mustard) is the source of this 2879-nucleotide messenger RNA. RefSeq names its product transcription factor bHLH3. Lineage: Eukaryota; Viridiplantae; Streptophyta; Magnoliopsida; Brassicales; Brassicaceae. Gene Ontology annotation, molecular function: transcription cis-regulatory region binding; protein dimerization activity; DNA-binding transcription factor activity. Gene Ontology annotation, cellular component: nucleus. The record is from RefSeq and is a predicted model, not a curated record. Gene Ontology annotation, biological process: regulation of DNA-templated transcription.
AAGUGAUACGAACCGGAGUGAUACAUUAGAAAUGCUUUGACAAGCUGUUUUCUUCUGCUUUUUUCUUUUUGGGAUUCACAAUUGACUUUCUUUCUAAUAUCACAUGUGCUGCAUUCACAUUAUCAUCAAAUGCAGUAAGAUCAUAGUGCUUAGCCAAGACCCGAGAUAACAAUGUGGACCUGAUUGGUGAGCAGUGAUGGCUAGUAAUUAGUGGGAUCUCUACAGUAAGCCUUGCAGUUCUUUCACGUGUUUGCUUAUUUAUUUGCACGAGUUUUCCUUGCAACAGUUGAAACUUGGACCCAUAUGACAUCUAUAUUGUUGUCAACUCUGGAGUUAGAUUAUGUAGAAACGACGUUAGUGCUUUUUCAUGUCAUGUGGAAUAGCCUACAAAAUCAACAUCUCCCGUCAAAAGUGGAAUGCAUAUAGUUGCUAUGAACUGAUGUACAUGAAUGAAGUCUCUAGUUUGAGUGAAUUGUUUUUCUUUGAACAACCCUCUAGUUUGAGUGAAUUGAAUUAAAAAAAUAUGUGAAACCAGGACAAUACAAAAUACCUACAUUACAUGCCAUGGUCACGUAAUCACGUCAUUACAAUACAAAAUACCUACAUUACGUCUGAAAUUUUUCUGAAGCGAAAUUUUUCAGAUUUCAGUUAAAUUAUAGAUAUAAAUUUUGUUUGAUUCAGUUGAAUUUUUUUUUUUAAGUUUGCUUAUCAGUUUAAUUCAUCAUUCAGUUAGUUCGAUUUUCUAUAUCUUAUAAAUAUAUUUUUAAUCAAACCAUAUCAAUUAGAAGUAAAAUUCCAAAUCAAACUAAAUGAACUAAUCCAAUUUUGAACAGAAAAAAUACAAAUUGACCAAAAGACAAAAUGAACAAAAAAAAACUGAAAUAAUACAAAUAAAAAAAUCUUCAAUCAAAAAUUAAAUCCAAAAUUAAAAACUUGGUUAAAUGUGGUAAAUUUUUUCAUUAACGAACCGAAUUAAAAUUUUGCUCGGUUUAUGUUAAUCAUACUAACCAAAAAUCAAACAACUCUAACCAUAUAAACCGAACUACCCGAACCCGCCAACCUAUUAGAUACCAUACCACACAUGUGACUAGGGAUAGGUUAGUUAAAAAGGGUAAAUAACGUUUGCAACAACCAAAGGGAAAUGUUUUUAAUUCAGACACGAUUCAGUUUCAACUUCAACCCAUUGUCUCAUCUUCCUCGUUUCUUCUCCCUUCUUUCUCCGUCACUACAGAUCUGAGUAAAAUCAAAGCUCAGGUUCUGUCUUCUCUCUGGUCAAUACUUUCUCCUCAAAAAAAAAAAAAAAUUAAAGUUACAAACUUUAAAACCCCCCUUUACCCCUUCUACUACAUCAUCAAACCUCCUUGUAAACGCCGAUCUCAAUGAACGUUACAGGAGAAUCAAUGGUUGGUCAAAAGUUCUGGGAAAGCCAAGAAGACCGAGCGAUGGUGGAAUCCGCCAUAGGCACCGAAGCUUGCGACUUUUUCAUCUCUUCAAACACUUCCCUCCCCAAGCUACUCCCGCCGCCGCCGCCGACCGAUCCCAAUCUCCAGCAAGGCUUACGUCACGUCGUCGAAGGCUCGGACUGGGACUACGCCGUCUUCUGGCUUGCUUCAAACGUGAACAGCUCCGACGGCUGCGUCUUGAUCUGGGGAGACGGCUAUUACCGUGCCUCCCAGAAGGGAAACUCAUCAGAUAAAGAAGACGACGAGACCAAACGGCGCGUGCUUCGCAAGCUCCACUUGUCUUUUACCGGUUCGGAGGAAGAUCAUCGUCUGGUGAAGUCGGGAGGUCUUCUUAGUGAUCUCGACAUGUUUUAUUUAGCUUCUUUGUAUUUUUACUUUAGGUGUGAUUCGACUAAGUACGGUCCCGCUGGAACUUAUGUCUCUGGGAAGCCGCUUUGGGCUGCUGAUUUGCCUAGCUGCUUGAGUUAUUACAGGGUUAGAUCCUUCUUAGCUAGAUCUGCUGGUUUCAAGACUGUUUUGUCUGUGCCUGUGAACUGUGGAGUUGUUGAGCUUGGUUCGUUGAAGUUGAUUCCGGAAGAUAAGAGCGUGGUUGAGAUGGUGAAGUCGGUGUUUGGCGGAUCUGACUUUGUUCAAGCUCCUAAGAUCUUUGGUAGACAGCUGUCGAAACCGCGGUCGAUGAGCAUCAACUUCUCGCCCAAGAUGGAGGAUGAGUCUGGCUUCUCCCUGGACGCAUACGAGGUCGGUGGUUCGAAUCAAGUCGAGGCGGCGUUGUACUUAACCGACGAGCAGAAGCCGAGGAAGAGAGGGAGGAAGCCUGCUAACGGGAGAGAAGAGGCUUUAAACCAUGUUGAAGCGGAGAGGCAGAGGAGGGAGAAGCUGAACCAGAGAUUCUACGCUUUGCGCGCCGUGGUGCCUAACAUCUCUAAGAUGGAUAAGGCUUCGCUCCUCGCGGACGCGAUCACGUACAUUACCGAUAUGCAGAAGAAGAUAAGGGUGUACGAGACGGAGAAGCAGGUGAUGAAGAGGAGGGAGAGUAAUCAGAUCACUCCGGCGGAUGUUGAUUAUCAGCAGAGGCACGACGACGCGGUGGUGAGGGUGAGCUGCCCGUUGGAGACUCAUCCGGUUUCGAAAGUGGUGCAGAUGUUUAGGGAGAAUGAAGUUACGCCUCAUGAUACGAAUGUGGCUGUGACGGAAGAGGGUGUGGUUCAUACGUUCACGGUCCGGCCUCAGGGUGGAUGCACUGCUGAGGAGUUGAAGGAUAAGCUCCUCGCUUCUCUCUCACAGUAGUGAUUGAUAGUGUUGUUUAUUUGGGUUGUAUCAAUUGUACUAUUACUAGCCAAGUAUAACAAACUCAGGCUUUAGUAGGAGUGUGUAAUUGUUCCUUUAUAUAUCAUCUUGAGAUUUGUUUUUGAUAAA